Messenger RNA from Galeopterus variegatus (Sunda flying lemur), 1346 nucleotides. RefSeq names its product pygopus homolog 1. The transcript is spliced from 2 exons. Lineage: Eukaryota; Metazoa; Chordata; Mammalia; Dermoptera; Cynocephalidae. The annotation marks the transcript as partial. The record is from RefSeq and is a predicted model, not a curated record.
GUGGUGAUAGUGGACUGGAUGGGUUAGGAGGACCAGGUGUACAACUAGGAAGCCCAGAUAAGAAAAAACGCAAGGCAAAUACACAGGGACCUUCUUUUCCUCCAUUGUCUGAGUAUGCUCCACCACCGAAUCCAAAUUCUGACCAUCUAGUGGCUGCUAAUCCAUUUGAUGACAACUAUAAUACUAUUUCCUAUAAACCACUACCUUCAUCAAAUCCAUAUCUUAGCCCUGGUUAUCCUGGCUUUGCAGGCUAUAGCACAUUCAGAAUGCCACCUCACGUUCCCCCAAGAAUGUCUUCCCCAUACUGUGGUCCUUACUCACUCAGGAAUCAGCCACACCCAUUCCCUCAGAAUCCUCUGGGCAUGGGUUUUAAUCGACCUCAUGCUUUUAACUUUGGGCCACACGAUAAUUCAAGUUUUGGAAAUCCAUCUUAUAAUAAUGCACUAAGUCAAAAUAUUAACAUGCCUAGUCAACAUUUUAGACAAAACCCUGCUGAAAACUUCAGUCAAAUUCCUCCACAGAAUACUAGCCAAGUAUCUAACUCCGAUUUGGCAUCUAAUUUUGUCCCUGGAAAUAAUUCAAAUUUUACUUCUCCAUUAGAAUCUAAUCAUUCCUUUAUACCUCCCCCAAAUACUUUUGGUCAAGCAAAAGCACCACCCCCAAAACAAGACUUUAAUCAAGGAGCAACCAAAAACAUUAAUCAAAAUUCCUCUGCUCAUCCACCUCACUUAAAUAUGGAUGACACAGUGAAUCAGAGUAAUAUUGAAUUAAAAAAUAUUAAUCGAAACAAUGCAGUAAAUCAAGAGAACAGCCGUUCCAGUAGCACUGAAGCUACAAACAACAGCCAUGCAAAUGGAACACAGAAUAAACCGCGACAACCUAGAGGUGCAGCAGAGGCAUGUACCACUGAAAAAAGCAAUAAAUCCUCUCUCCACCCAAGCCGUCAUGGCCAUUCGUCUUCUGACCCAGUAUAUCCUUGUGGAAUUUGUACGAAUGAAGUGAAUGAUGACCAGGAUGCCAUCUUAUGUGAAGCCUCUUGUCAGAAAUGGUUUCAUCGAAUCUGUACUGGAAUGACUGAAACAGCUUAUGGCCUCCUCACGGCAGAAGCAUCAGCAGUGUGGGGCUGUGAUACCUGUAUGGCUGACAAGGAUGUCCAGUUGAUGCGGACUAGAGAAACUUUCGGUCCUCCUGCAGUGGGCAGUGAUGCUUAAUCACAAGCAUUAACUAAAGAGGGCUUUUUUCCCCUGUGUAUUACAGAGAUUUGGUGACACAGGAUUUUAAUAUUUUACAUUAUUUUUUUAAAUGCAUACACAAAAAACAUUAUUUACCUUUUAGUUUUUAUUAAU